Messenger RNA from Cydia amplana, 5451 nucleotides. RefSeq names its product patronin-like (gene Patronin). Bases 82 to 5430 code for a protein of 1782 amino acids. Gene Ontology annotation, biological process: cytoplasmic microtubule organization; negative regulation of microtubule depolymerization; neuron projection development. The transcript is spliced from 31 exons. Gene Ontology annotation, molecular function: calmodulin binding; microtubule minus-end binding; spectrin binding. Lineage: Eukaryota; Metazoa; Arthropoda; Insecta; Lepidoptera; Tortricidae. Gene Ontology annotation, cellular component: microtubule minus-end. The record is from RefSeq and is a predicted model, not a curated record.
GUGCGCUCAGUAGACCCUCGGCGCGCGUGCUGCGUGCGCGUACGCGAGUGAUGACACAGUGCCAGUGAAGUGCCGUGAACUAUGGUGGCCAUGGUCGCUUCAGCCUCAGGAUAUGGCACCCUGCGCCGCUUCUUAAGCGCCCCUGAAGGCCAUGAGAUGACCGCCGUCGUACCCGGCGCCUCCAUCGCCGUCUCGUCGAAGCAGCGCGCAUCGAUCAAAUGGCUGCUGUCGAAGGCGUUCAACAACAGGGUCCCGGAUAACCUGCAGGAGCCCUUUUACAGGGACCAUGAGGACCAGGAACACCUCAAGCCACCUAUAGUCGGGGGCCUCGCCAACGCCGAGAUCUACUGUCUGGCGUUAGCGAACAUGUACUCAGACCCCAACUACCACAGCCUCAACCACUGGAACAUAUUGCAGACCUUCUCGAGGAAAGGCAUACACGUGCCAGAUCCGCCUGACUGCGCGCUCACGGAGACAGUGCUGCUUCAGAACAACCCGCUCAAAAUGACUGCACACAUGUCGGUGAUAGAAGCAUUAAUGGUGCUGUACGCGCGAGAGGUAGUCACGCUGGACAGGGUGUCUGCGGCAGCACAAAGAUUCGGCACGAGUCAACCCUUAAACAACUCCAAUGUUCCGCACGAAGACGGGCUACUUUGCUGGAUAAACGCGGCCUGCGCGGCGCUUAACAAGGCUGAGGAAGACCAGUCAUCACAAGUCCCCAUGGUGAAGAACCUGCAAGAGCUGUGCGACGGCACGGCGCUCGCGGCUCUCAUCUCCUUCUACUGCCCCGACGCGCUGCCCCGCUCCGCCGUGCGCGUCGGCCGCAUGGCCUCCAUACAGGACUGCCUCCACAACCUCAUGCUGGUGCACGACUUCUGCCAGACGUGUCUGCCGCACAACGUGUUCCACAUGCUGCCGGAGGACGUGACGUAUAUGCGAGGAUCAAUGCGACAAAAUCUAAUAGCAAUGCUAGCCGAUCUCUUCAACAUGCUAGAAGUGCACCCAGUCAAGUGCGUGAAGUACCCCGGCGUCGCGCGCUCGGACAGCAACGAGCACGGCGUGCGCCACAAGCGCUGCCUGCCGCCGCCGCCGCCGACGCCGAUACCCGACCUGCGCGCCGACCAGCCGGCGUCGGCGCACGCGCAGGCGCCCUUCACAGUGCCGCGAUCACCCUCCGCUUGCGGCAUGCGGCCGCGCGUUCCCACUGGUCGCUCGGCGUGCUCGACGCCUGAGCGGCGGAGCUGCAGCCCGCAGAGAGAUGAGUUCGUGGUACAUAGAGGGCGGGGGAUCACCACGCUAUCGUCCAUCGCGAGGAGGGAAGACGACAACGGUAAGUUUCUAUAUACCUAUCUCCUUCAUGUGGCUUACGACGCUCGUGCUCAACGCCUGAGCGGCGGAGCUGCAGCCCUCAGAGAGAUGAUUUCUAUAUACCUAUCUCCUUCAUGUGGCUUACGACGCUCGUGCUCAACGCCUGAGCGGCGGAGCUGCAGCCCUCAGAGAGAUGAGUUCGUGGUGCAUCGAGGGCGGGGGAUCACCACGCUAUCGUCCAUCGCGAGGAGGGAAGACGACAACGUCGUGGACCCGAACCAAACCGCCGCCGGCCGUCCGUCCCACUACCAAACACAAAACUCCUUCGCCGGCCGCCGUUCAAGACGGUCUUCCAUCACAGACGACAGUCAGCUCACCGUCGAAAACUUUGGAGGGUCGCAGGAUCGUCUGCAUUUCGCCGGGAAGAAUCCGGAGAAAGAGCUAGCGACCGUGGCGAAUGUUCGGAAGAUAUCUGCCCCGGCUGGUCCCCUAGACAGUUACAACCCUCCCGUCCGCUCAUCUCGGCAAGACAUUCGCGGCUCCAUAAACCUCUUCCACGGCGACUACAACGGGGACUCGGAGCCCGAGCGGCCCAUGCGGCGGCAGCUCAGCUCCGACACUAUCAACUCCAACAACCACUUCAGCAAUAAAGGCGGUGGUGACGGUUUCUACCUAAACCGAGACUCCACCGACGGCGACAUGACCAAGACCAGCUUCGCGGACCUCAAGUUCAGGAACGGCGACCAAGGCGUGGAGGAGGCGGUAGAACGGCGCAAGAGCACGUCGUUCAGCACGCCCCCGGCCGCCACAACCACCUGGCAGCAGCAGUGCCUGGCGCAGGACGCGCAGCCCAACGGCGACGACCAAUCCGACGACGCGUCACCAAGCGGCGGGCAAGCCAUGGCCGCUCAACUGAACAACAUACGGUUAAAGCUGGAAGAGAAACGGAGACGAAUCGAACAAGAGAAGCGAAGAAUGGAGGUAGCCGUCAGUCGGCAGAGGCAACAAUUAGGGCAGCAGGCGUUCCUGCAGGCUGUUACUAGGGAUACAUAUUUGCAAUACCAGCUGGCCUCUUUGGGUAAGGGCGCGCGGACGCCGGUCGGAGACGAGCGGCCCGAAGAUAAGCCUCAGCAGGAUAUGGAUGCGCCGAGUCAGACAGUGGACAACGUAGCAUUAGAGCAGUACCAACAGUCAAUAGCCAAAAUGAACUCCAGCCUGCAGGACAUACAGAGCGACAUCGCGCGGCUCGCCACGCAGCAGAACCAGAUACAACAGCAACAGCAGCAGCAACAGACACAGCAGUUGCAACAACAACAGCAACAGUUACAGCAACAGUUGCAGCAACAGUUGCAAGCUCAGCAACAACAGCAACUACAACAGCAGCAAGCCAAGCAGCUGUUUCAGCCGCCUCAGCCGCAGUCGCCCUUCCAGCAGUAUCCGCCUAACAUUCCACAAUUGCACAGCCAAUUCAGCUCACAGCACAACGUGUCCCGCCCCGCGCUCAACGCCUUCGGCUCCACCCCGCACCUGCCGCGGGACUUCUACCCGCAACCCUUCGACAACUUCGAGUACAACCAACCUAACCAGUAUAGGGAUAUGGAAGAUUACGGAAGGUUUUACUUACACGAGAGUCCGCCUCAGCCGCAGAGGAGGACGUGGGCGCAACACGCGCAGCAACAGCAGGAGAAUGAGCUGAGGGGAUGGCAGGUUGGCUACUUUCUAAACUUCUACUGUCGCUUCGACAACUUCGAGUACAACCAACCUAACCAGUAUAGGGAUAUGGAGGAUUACGGAAGGUUUUACUUGCACGAGAGUCCGCCUCAGCCGCAGAGGAGGACGUGGGCGCAACACGCGCAGCAACAGCAGGAGAAUGAGCUGAGGGGAUGGCAGGUUGGUUACUUUCAGCAGCAGAACCACCAGCAGCACCAGUACGAGCCGCAGCACACCCCUCCCCCGCGCACGUGGAAGUCCCCCUCCCCCGCGCCCGCGGAGCGCGGCUGGGCGCCGCAGGGCUUCCUGCUGCACGACCCCGCCCCCCCCUCCCCCGCCCCCGCCCCCGCCCCCGCCCCGCAGCCCUUCCAGGUGCACUACAACAACGACCGCCACCAGAACGGCACCGAGCAGAACCACCUCAGCUACACUGUGAUACCCAACCAAUACUCUCAAUCGCCGCCGCUGACGACCAGUCCGCGCCGGUCGAAAACCCCCCAACGGCAGGGCUCGCUUCCAGAAGUCUCUAGAAGACCCGAGCCCGUCAGCCUCCAGCAGCUCGGAGCCGCCAGCCCGGCCCCCGUCGACGACAUGGAGCCCCAGAACAUCUCUUUCAUAGGCAACGCGGAAGACGACGCUCUCAGACAGGGCAUCAACCGCCUCAACAUCACCUCCGGCACCCGAACGUACCGCAUUCCCUCCCCCACGAGACCCUCCCUCGGCCGCAACUCAUUCCAACAACUAGAACAGGAGGAUACGAACGAGAAAGGCUUCUACAUAUCGUUCGACAACGAACCGCCGAAACGACCCAAACCGCCGCUGCGGGUGAAGCGAAUGUCACCUAAGAAAGAGAGAACAGAGUACCAGAGUCCCGAGCGGGGGAGUCCGGAAGACUGGGAGCCGCAAGAGUUCCCCGCGCACCGGGAGAUGCGCGCGUCGCCGGCGCGGGACUCGCGGCCGGAGGCCUCCCCGCCGGCCUCCCGCGAGAGGCCGCUGCGGCCCGGCGCCGAGCCGGCCUCCCGCGAGAGGCCGCUGCGGCCCGGCGCCGAGCCCGCCGCGCUACUCAUCGGCGAGAUGAACCCCGACCCGAACUCCGCAGAAGAAAUGGAGCGAAAGAAAGAGCGAAUUAUGCUUCUCUCCCUCCAACGGCGGCAGCGUGCGGACGAAGCCCGCGCACGCGCAGAACAGGCCGCGGCUGCGCGCCGUGCAAGGGACGAACAGGUGGCGGAACAGCGUGCGGCUCGGAAAGAGGAGCAAGCGAGACGGCGCGAGGCCAUUCUGCAGCAGUACAAGCUCAAGAAGGCCAUCGAGGAGGCCGAGCGAGAGGGCAAAGUCCUCGACAAGUCCUCGUUGAUGGAUCUGGCGCGACCGGCGGCGGGGGCGGCGCCGCUGCGGCCGCGCGGCCGGCAGCCGCCGCGCGCGCGGCCCAAGACCAUCCACGUGGACAGCGGCGCCCUGCAGCAGGCCGAGGGCCUGCUCGGCAGCAAGCAGCCCUCCUCCACCAACCUCACCGGCACCAUGCGGCGCGACUACUACCGCGGCUCACAGGACAGUCUGGCGGAGCGGGCCGGCCUCUACAGAGACUCGCCCGUGGAGGAGCGCGGCGGCGGCGGCGUGUCGCCCGCGAGCGCGGCCAGCGGCCCGCUCGGCCGCCGCGGCAGCUGCAAGACCUCGAGAGAGCGCGUCAAUGAGGAACCACAGUCUGCCCGUGGAAGGUCUAAAUAUUCCACUUACCAGAAUAACUUUAAGGCGGGACGGAAGUCUAGCUCUCUAAUGAACUUGUGCGACUCGGGCCUCGGGCGCGCGACGCCGCCGCGGCGCGCGGCCUCGCCCGGGCGGCGCGCGGCCUCGCCCGGGCUGCGCGCGCUGGCCUCGCCGGCCUCCGGCCCCGGCUCGCUGCCCGGCGCCAUCGGCAAGCGCCGCCAGCACGCCGACGACGCCUCCGACGUCUCAUCCACGCACUCCUCCAUCAUGGACUAUUCUGGCCCCCGGCUGUACAAGCAGCCGGCGACCAAGUCGAACCGCGGCAUCAUGCUGAACGCCGUCGAGUACUGCGUGUUCCCGGGCGCCGUGAACGCCGAGGCCAAGCGGCGGGUCCUAGAGGAGAUCGCGCGCUCAGAGGCCAAGCACUUCCUAGUGCUGUUCAGAGAUGCCGGGUGCCAGUUCAGAGCGCUAUACUCGUACUGUCCGGACACGGAGCAUGUGACCAAGCUGUACGGGACGGGACCGAAGAAUGUUAAUGAUAGGAUGUUUGAUAAGUUCUUCAAAUACAAUUCGGGCAGCAAGUGUUUCUCGCAAGUCCACACGAAGCACUUGACAGUGACCAUCGACGCGUUCACGAUACACAACUCGCUGUGGCAAGGCAAAAAGGUGCAGCUGCCCAGCAAGAAGGACAUGGCCCUCGUCAUAUAGGCGUUCUAGUCGAUGAGCCGG